UGCUUAAGAUGUGGUGCACUAGACAGCAUUUGAAUAAGAACCAGUGGAUAAAAAAGUAGUGGCUGAGAUUGAGAUAAGCAUGAAUAGAAGCAUAGAGGCUUUUAACAUUGUGUGGAUGAGGUGUGGUUAGAGAGAGAGGUGAUGGCAGCUUCAGGUGUAUGGAAGGCAUCCAUGGUAAGAAGUGGGAGAGAAGAAGUGUAUGUAGCAGCAAUGCCUCUGAGGGCCAAAAAGGGACCACCCCAGCUCCUCAUGUCAGCUGCUUACUCUCUCAAUUUCUGGAAUUUCCACCAUUUCAUGGUCAUCAUCAACAACAGAACAGACCCCUGCUCUUUUCAGCUUUUGGUUUAUGAUUUUCAACCAAAAGACCCUGAAGAUCCAUAUGCGGCACUAGCAGUUCUAUCUGGUAGAUCAGUGCCAGGAGCUGUCCUGGUGAGGAAGUUGAAAAAAUUGCCAAGAAACAAAUGUUGGCUGGUUGGAUAUUCAAAAGAAGAUGCUGAAAAAGUAGCAACUGAAUUCAACAAAACAUGGGAAACAAGUUUGAGAGUUGGUGUUAAUGAUUGCCGUCACUAUACCAACGGUGGCAAGGCAAACCCCUGUAUGCAUGCAUUUCACACUCACACAUACAUACAUACAUACAUAAUGGGUGCGGCCACAGUAGCAAUCCCCGAAGUGGUUCUAGAAUCAUCGAACGGGCAACGCAGAAUCCCAGUGAUUGGGCUGGGCACUGCCCCUGAAGCGAGCAGCAAGGUGUCGACCAAAGACGCUGUUGUUGAGGCCAUUAAGCAGGGCUACAGGCACUUCGAUGCCGCCUCUGCUUACGGCGUUGAGCAGUCCGUCGGAGAAGCCAUCCAAGAAGCUCUCCAACUUGGACUCAUUUCUUCCCGGGAUCAACUCUUCAUCACCACCAAAAUCUGGGUCACUGACAACCACCCUCACCUCAUUCUCCCUGCUCUCCAAAAAUCACUCAAGACACUUCAACUGGACUACUUGGACCUGUAUCUGAUCCACUGGCCCAUAUCAGCAAAACCAGGAAAGGUGACAUAUCCCAUUGAGCAGUCGGAGCUGGUGCCAUUUGACAUGGAGGGUGUCUGGAAAUCCAUGGAGGAAUGCCAGAGACUGGGCCUCACUAAAGCCAUUGGAGUCAGCAACUUCUCCAUCAAGAAACUCCAGAAGCUUCUCUCCUUUGCAACCAUCCCUCCCGCAGUGAACCAGGUGGAAGUCAACCUUGCCUUCCAGCAACACAAGCUGAGGGAAUUCUGCAAGUCCAAAGGCAUCACCGUAACUGCCUUCUCUCCUCUGAGGAAGGGUUCGAGCAGGGGAACCAACAUGGUGAUGGACAACGACGUUCUCAAGGAACUGGCUGACGCUCACGCCAAGACUGUUGCUCAGAUCUGUCUGCGAUGGAUCUACGAGCAAGGCUUGACGGUUGUGGCUAAGAGCUAUGACAAGGAGAGAAUGAAGCAGAACCUGGAGAUCUUCGAUUGGUGUUUGACGGACGAAGAUUACAAGAAAAUCAGUGAAAUCCAUCAAGAUAGACUCAUCAAGGGACCCACCAAGCCUCUUCUCCAUGAUCUCUGGGACGAGGAAGACGAGCAUCAGUAAUUAAUAAUGCUAAUUAAUGCUAUGCUCUCUCUCUAAAUAAACUAUCUAUCAUGGAUAUGUAAUAUCUACACCCAAGUUAAAUUUCCCGCAUUUGUCUUCGUUUUAUAGGUCUUUUAUUAUACAUGAGAAUGCAUGAGUUAUUGUACUUACAUAUAAUUCUACUGUACUUGUGUGUUUCUUUUGGCUAUAUAUCCUCCUUGUAUUAAAGUCUUAUAAAGUUCAACCUUUUAUUUUAAA
Messenger RNA from Arachis ipaensis, 1839 nucleotides. NCBI's taxonomy places the organism in Eukaryota, Viridiplantae, Streptophyta, Magnoliopsida, Fabales, Fabaceae. The record is from RefSeq and is a predicted model, not a curated record.